AAGAUUUUCUUUCUCGGACCCGAAAUCGGGUCUGAUUUCAGACCUGAUAAAGUGUGGAUGUUAUUGGCACUUUAGUAAAUUCUAGUACGAUGUUAGUAGAAUUUUUACUUGUCAAAUGGAAGUAUAAGUAUGGCAACCCAGCUAUAAUGGCCGCCGCCAUCGCCGUUGCAACGUUAUUUGUGUGACAAGUCAUGUCAUUUUUGUCCAUGAUAUAUGCGAAAAUCCAAUGGCAGAUUAUUUCUUCGGGUUCGAUACUUCGUCAUCGAACUUAAAUGACGACGAAGGAGCCGGCGAGCCGUCAGAAGAUGAAUAUGACGCACUCAACGAUGAGACCUUUGGGCAGGCGGACGGCUUCGAUUUCGAGGAGCACGAGCAUAUGGCUUCUCAGCUCGAGAGCAGCCGCCGCCACAACAGCACCCUGGACGAUGCCAACAUGCAGCUGGAAGCGUCACUAUCCCAGCUAGUGCUCGAUGAAAGUGAACACACCUCAGCACUCGGUUCGAGCGUGUGGAGACACGAUGCGCCUUUUGCGUACCAACCACCACAGACGCAGACGCCCGCACCGAUCCUCAAGAAUGUGUGUACGGUGGAGGAGAUCGAGCGGCAGCUGCGGCAGAAGCAGGCGCCAUUUCCACCCUCGCAGAACUACUUCCAGCCGCGAUUCCCUCCCGUGAUCCUGCAGCGGCCCCCGGGGCUGCAGGCGCCCGUGCCGCUGCCCUUCGCGCCGCAGAGCAUGCCCGCCAACAACAUGAUGCCCAUGGCCCACCCCAACAACACCAUGAACAUGCCCAACCAGAUGGGCCAAAACGUCAACCAGUUCAUGCAAAACGCCAACCACUAUCAGAAUAACAUGCAUCCAAACAUGCAUAUGAACCAGAUGCCUAAUCAAGUGAAUAUGGGUCCGAACAUGAACCAGAUGGGUCAGAAUCAGAUGAUGCCCAACGGGAACCAGUUUCCGGGUAUGAACCAGCCGGGUAUGAACCAGCCGGGUAUGAACCAGCCGGGCAUGAACCAGCCGGGUAUGAACCAGCCAGGUAUGAACCAGCCCGGAAUGAAUCAGUUUCCGCAUAUGAUGCCCAGGAUGAUGCCUCCACCUGGGAUGGGAAUGCCGAGGCAGAAUUUUAAUCCGAAUGUGGGACAGUUUAAUCAUAAUUUUCGUGGUCCAGCCAUCCCCUCCAAGCCCGAACCAAUGAUGCACAUACAAAAGCCCCAGCCGAACCAAUCCCCUCCCAAAAACGGGAAAACUCCACCAAAACUCCAGAAGAGUCGCGUCUACAACAACUCCAAAACCGCUCCGGCUCAGAACAUGACUUCGCAGAACUUGGUUCAGCUGAUACAGAAUACCCAUCCUAUGUUGCAGUUCAAUAAUAGUUAUCAUAACGCGAGUCAUCACCCAAUGCUGAGUAGGGGUUUUGGGCAGUUUCCUAAUAAUAUGGCGUUUGGGCAGAGGCCGAAUGGGACGUACAAUAAUAAUCAUAGGCAUAUGAACGGUGACGAGGUGACAACAUCGAGCGAUACCGACGAGUAUAGUGGUCUUAUGACCCAACGCGAAAAGCAGUGGCUGAUCAACAUACAGAUGCUUCAGCUAAAUACUGGCACGCCUUACAUACACGACUUCUAUUAUACGGUGUUCUUAGAAAGACAGUCGCAGAAAGAGAAAGAAGGAGUAAAGGAAGCUCACAAGGCGAACCAGCAGAACCAUCCGUUCUACAGCGGUGGUGUAAAGCAAGAGUCCCACGGACGCGAGCGCCACAACUCGAACCGCCACAACUCCACCAGUGAAGACGCGCCGCCGCGGGCCUACGUGCCCACACAGUUUGAGAAUUCGCUGGGAAAGUUGCAGUGCGGCAGCGUGACGGCGCCGCGCAAAAUAAUCGACGUGGAGCUGGUGGGCGGCGCCGAGCCCGCCGCCACGCCCUCGCGGGCCGACAGCGUGGCCAGCAGCACCGCCCCCGCCGAGGUCCCUCGAGAAAUGCGCAGAACUAAACAACUUCUACUAGAUAUUGAGGCGCUAUACCUCAUAUUGCUUAGGCUUGAAGAGCUAAACGAUCCCCUGGCGAUAUCCAACGCGCUCAUACUCAAGGAAAGAGAAGAGAAGCAGAAGCAGCUAGAGGCAGCACAGAAGGAAGCUCUAGAGAACGAGCUAGAAGAAGACUCCAACGUGUUCCUGAGGAACAUCGAGUCUGUGCAGCGGAGGCCUAAGCAGGACAGCCCAAAGAGCGAAAGUGUGGACAAGAGACAGGUGGUGAACCUAGCUGUGAACCAGAAGCCGCCGCCAGUCAAGAACCUUCUGGACGAAAACAAGGACGAGCUGGUCGACAAAAUGUUCGCCGGCUUACUACACGCGGACAGGCUCGCGCAAAUGCUCACUGUUAGAAAAGGACGGACGCUGGUGGCGCGGUUCCUGGCGCGCUGCGGGGCGCACGCGCUGCUGCGGGCCGUGUGGGCGCGCGCGCUGCGGGCGCUGCCGCAAGCCGCGCGCCGCGACGCGCAGGGGCUGGCCGCGCUGCAGCCGCACUACAGGAGAUACAUCCAAAGCGCGACAGGCUGGAACCCAAUCUUGGAAUCAUGCGGGUUACUAGCGGAGGCGUUAGACCCUGCGAGGACGCCCUACGCACUCGCUACACCCUUAACCCUAAGCUGCGUAUGCGCCCUAAUAGAAAAGGCGUCCCUCCUCGUCAACACCCCUGAAGCCACCUCAAAUGAACGUCAGUGGUACAAAUUCCUCAAAACCCUCGCCCGAGCGCUCAAAACCACCACUCUCGCCGUCGCCAAGCCCGUCGCACCACUCCCAGAAAACAAACUACUAUUCCACUUGAAGCAAUUAGAGUCGAGAACCACUAUAGAGAUACUGCAGAGAGGUAAGAGCGCGGAAUUUGCAGAUUUGUCCAAAGCUGAUGUCAUGGAGCAACUGAUAAAACAUCUGUGCUGAUGACGGUGUUUUAAUCGUGCGUGUGGGCACGUUGAAAACAUGUUGCGUCAUGGGAAUAAAGAUGGGAAUCAAAUAUCAGAAAAUAAAUUACUAUUCCAUUUGAAGCAAUUUGAGACACUACAUACAUGUCUAUAGAGAGAUACCAGGCGGCUUAUUAUCAGGCGGGCCGUAUGCUUGUUUGCCACCGAUGUGGUAUAAAAAAAAAACUACAGAGAGGUAAGAGCGCUGAAUUUGCUGAUUUAUCUAAACCUGAUGUCACAGAGCGACUUGUAAAAUAUCUGUGCUGAUGACGGUGUUUAUAUGUGCGUGUACGUUGAAAACUUGUUGUGUCAUGGGAAUAAAGACGGGAAUCAAUUUGUGACAUUACAUAUAUUUCUAAAGAGAGAUACUACAGAGGUAUAAAAGCUGAUGUCACGAAGUAACUGAUAAAACAUGCUGAUGAUGGUGUCUUAAUCGUGCGUGUGGGCACGUUGAAAACAUGUUGCGUCAUGGGAAUAAAGAUGGGAAUAAAAUAUCAGAAAAUAAAUUACUAUUCUAUUAAAACGGCUAGAGUCUAGGAUGACUAUUGAGAUCCUAAAUAGGUAAGAGCGCAGAAUUUGCUGAUUUAUCUAAAGCUGAUAUGACGGAGAUUAAUUCGAUUAAAUCGUGCGUCAUAGUUAGCACGUUCAAGACAUGUUGCGUCAUGGGAAUAAAGACGGGAAUUAAAUACCACAAAUUAAAUUACUAUUCCAUUUAAAACAGCUAGAGUCUCGGACGACUAUAGAUAUUCUACAGAGAGGUAAAAGCGUAAAAUUUGCAGGUUUAUCUAUAGCUGAUGUGACGGAGGUUAAUUUAAUCGUGCGUCAUAGUUAGCCCCUUGAAAACAUGUUGCGUCAUGGGAAUAAAGACGAUAAUCAAAUAUCAGAAAAUAAAUUACUAUUUCAUUAGAAGCAAUUUGAGACACAGAUAAAUCUAUAGAGAGAUACUAGAGAGGUAAGAGCGCUGAAUUUGUUUUGUUUAAAGCUGACGUCACGGAAACUAAAAAAACUCCUCUUCUGUAGGGCUAAGAUGGUCGGCUCUUUGUUAUUUGUCACCAUACCUGUCACGUUUUAACAAGUAUGUAAGCGCGAAAGUGACGGGCAUAGUGACAAGUGAUAAAAAUGGAACCAUGCUGCCACGGCUGAUGAUGGUUAAUUUUAUCGUGCGUCAUAGCUAUCACGAGUGGAAAUCGCGUUUUAUCGUUAACAGAAAUCAAGCUAAUAUUUUGUUAGUGGCAAAAGUCUAGGACGGUUGAAAGAUCAAGAUCAAGGUUGAAGUAAAAGUGCUGAUGAUUUUUGUUGUUUUUUAGUGUGCGUCACAAUUAGCGCGCUUAUCAUUUAUUGAGACCGCAUCAUGUACGCGAAAUUUAAGCAUUUGUACUAAAAAAUAUCGUUUGCGUCAUAAUCAGCAUGUCUUGUGAAGACGAGAAGCCACUGUGUUAAGAGGAAAGAGUACGCUCGCUUCUCCAUACAAACGUAGUCCCCGUUUUCCUCUCUGGAUAUUGACAUUUUUAAAAAUAUUUUUACCUUAUUCGAUGUACAUUAACCAUAGCUAUUUCUCUACGUUUGACUUGUUUACAUUUUUUGAUUAUUGUCAAAAUUAGAAGCGAAAAACAGAUUUCAUACAAAUUGUUAAAUUAACUUAUAAUAAUUUAAAAUUCGAAAAAACAUCAAACGUUGGGGCAUAGCUGUGUUAUAUAACAAAUUGUGUCAAAAUAUGUUUAAUAAUGUUAUUAUCCAGAGGGGGAAAUACUUACGUUCGUAUAUAAACUCUGUAUCUUUAGGUAUUUAAAUAAAAGUGAACAAUUUGUACAUUUUCGGGUAGUUAUAACAUUUAUUGGUUACCCAACCAAAUACAAAACCGCCUGGAUCUGUCACUGAACGACCUGACUUUAACCUACAUUAUUUGAUCAUGUAAUGUUUUCAUCUACCCUCAACUGGCUUUAGGAGCCAUUUGAGGGUAGAUUUUGUUUACUUUUAUUUAAAUACCUAAAGAUACAGAGUGUGCAUGCCGUAUAAGAUUAUUUGUUUAGUUUUGUUGAGUUGCAUGUCAUGACUGCCAUAUAUGGCUUAAAUAACGAUUGUCAACAUCUUAGUCCAUAAAGCGUCAUAUUAUUAUGUAACUACAAUCAUUGCUUUGCUUGCAUUUGAAAUAAUUCAACAACACCUAUAAUUAUAGUCUAACAGAGCUAAGAAGUUAAUCCUGGCAUAAUUAUCUAGUUUUUAAUUAAUUAACUGGUUGCCCAAGAUAGGCUAUGCCUAGUUUGGGGACCCCUGUUCAAACGGUUUAUUAUAAAAGUAUCGCUGUAUGCACGCAACCUCAACUUAGUGUAUAUUCCCCGCUGUUGAACCCAUGUUUGUGUGUGCAAUAAUGAAUUAAUUUUUCAUAUUCAGUUAUAAUUUGACCCUUAUACACCGUGUUUUUUUUUCGUUAAUUUCAAGGGUGCAUUCCUGAUCAAAAAUUAAGUAACCAAAGCAAGAAAUAUUACUUUGCUAAUCCGCGAGUAAAUAACGUAUAUAAAAUUAAGUUUUGUGCUUUUGGUGGUGGGUUGUUAUAUUUAUUUGCGUAUUUAUUUUUGCGGUGGGAGGGUGGGAACAUUAAUUGCAUAUAAAAAUACGCCAGUAAGUAUAACGGGUAAGCACUAAUUGACUAGCACGUUAUUUUCUCGCGGAUUAGCAAAGUAAUAUUUCUUGCUUUAAUUAACAUGGAUUUCCGCUCAGUAACGCCUGAUUUUAUUAAUUAAUUAACUUUCUCGAAGACCGGUAUUCUAAUUAACUCCAUGUCUGAGAUAAUCAAUAAUUUAUUUUUAUCUUAUAAGGCCCUUACGAGCGUAUACACUUGCCUUAAGGCCUGUUUACUUAUUGAUUAGUGUUUCAGUACAUUUGCUACUAAACGUAAGUACUAUCUCGGACGAUCGAUGUUCGAAAUGACAUUGAUAUGUCACAGUUUUCAAUUUUUUGGUUGAAUUAAAUGUUAUGCCCGUGUUACAACAACGCUAUAUGCAACAUUUAAUUACGUUUUAUAAAAAAAAAAUGUUUAUUUUUUGCAAAUUAACUAUGCCAUUUAGUUUCCUUAAAAGUACUUACCCAUACCUCGGAGUUAACGGAAUACAAUAAAAACACGGUGUAUAUAUGACAGUAACGUUAUCGGUUAAACGGUUCAUAACUGUAAGGAUUGACAUCUUAGCUGCGACAGACUAUAGUAUAUGCGUCAUUUGUAGCUGGAAACAUUUGUGUCAUAUUUAGCUGACAAUACGUAAAAUCGAUAUAUGUCAGUAACGUUAUCGGUUAAACGGUUCAUAACUGUCAGGAUUGAAAUUUUAGCUGCGACAGACUAUAGUAUAUGCGUCAUUUGUAGCUGGAAACAUUUGUGUCAUAUUUAGCUGACAAUACGUAAAGUCGAUAAAUGUCAGUAACGUUAUCGGCUAACGGUUCAUAACUGUAAGGAUUGACAUCUUAGCUGCGACAGACUAUAGUAUAUGCGUCAUUUGUAGCUGGAAACAUUUGUGUCAUAUUUAGCUGACAAUACGUAAAGUCGAUAAAUGUCAGUAACUGUUAUCGGUUAAACGGUUCAUAACUGUAAGGAUUGACAUCUUAGCUGCGACAGACUAUAGUAUAUGCGUCAUUUGUAGCUGGAAACAUUUGUGUCAUAUUUAGCUGACAAUACGUAAAGUCGAUAAAUGUCAGUAACUGUUAUCGGUUAAACGGUUCAUAACUGUAAGGAUUGACAUCUUAGCUGCGACAGACUAUAGUAUAUGCGUCAUUUGUAGCUGGAAACAUUUGUGUCAUAUUUAGCUGACGAUACGUAAAGUCGAUAAAUGUCAGUAACGCGCUCAUUAUCACAGACUGUAAUCAAAUUGAAGAAAAUAAAUGGUACCUUUGCUGCUUUUUA
Molecule: messenger RNA, 6841 nt
Organism: Cydia pomonella (codling moth)
Lineage: Eukaryota; Metazoa; Arthropoda; Insecta; Lepidoptera; Tortricidae
Gene: Patr-1
Product: protein PAT1 homolog 1
Exons: 17
Coding region: 227-2932 (901 amino acids)
Biological process (GO): deadenylation-dependent decapping of nuclear-transcribed mRNA; P-body assembly
Cellular component (GO): P-body
Molecular function (GO): RNA binding
Source: RefSeq, a predicted model, not a curated record